AGCCUUAUCAUCACCUUCCAAAUGGAUAGAAAUAUAUAGGCUAUCAUCACAAAAUUUUCACUCUCUAGUCCUCAACAAUGACUCUUGCUCCCUCCGCUGCCAAAAUCCUCUCAGUUCACUCCCAUGAAUUCGACCACCCCGCCACUACCACGCCUUCAUCUCUCUCCUUCAAUCCAACCACUGCAAGAAAGCCAAUUUUCUUUACUUCCGCUAAAACUAUCUAUGUUUACCCUCCUGUGCUACAGUGUAGCAAGGCGUCUGAUAAUGGGCGCUUCCUGAAAUCACUUGUGGUGGCGGCUUUGGCUACUGAAGCUGAGGUGGCGGAGGAGGUCGUGGAACAGCAGGAAACUGAUGGUGGAAGUGUUGCUGUUGCUACAAAGCCCAAGAAAGGCAAGGCUGCAUUGCCUUUGAAGAGGGAUAGAACAAGAUCCAAGAGAUUUUUGGAAAUCCAAAAAUUGAGAGAAAACAAAAUGGAGUAUGACUUGAAAACUGCAAUAUCAUUGCUCAAGCAAUCAGCCAGCACAAGGUUUGUUGAAACAGCUGAAGCCCAUUUCCGCCUCAAUAUUGAUCCGAAAUAUAAUGAUCAACAACUGAGGGCAACUGUUAAUUUGCCGAAGGGGACCGGUCAGACUGUUAAAAUUGCUGUUCUUACACAAGGUGAAAAGUUCGAUGAGGCAAAAAAUGCUGGAGCUGAUCUUGUUGGUGGGGAAGACUUGAUAGCACAGAUAAAAGGAGGAUUCAUGGAUUUUGACAAAUUAAUUGCGACACCGGAUAUGAUGCCUAAGGUUGCGAGCCUUGGAAAAAUUUUAGGUCCACGAGGACUAAUGCCAAAUCCAAAAGCUGGAACUGUAACUACAAACAUACCGCAGGCUAUUGAGGAAUUUAAGAAGGGGAAGGUAGAAUAUAGAGCUGAUAAAACUGGGAUUGUUCACUUGCCUUUUGGGAAGGUUGAUUUUUCAGAGGAAGAUCUUAUUAUAAACUUUCUUGCUGCAGUGAAAUCAGUUGAAGCAAACAAGCCAUCUGGAGCUAAAGGUGUGUACUGGAAAAGUGCUCAUAUAUGCUCAUCUAUGGGGCCAUCAAUUCGGUUAAACACAAGAGAUAUGCUCGACUACAAGCCCCCAUUGAGUGCUUAGAAUAUACAAAGAUCUCCUGUAAAAUAUUUUGGCAUUCGAUUCUUCAGUGCCCUUACUAGCAGAAGGCACACACAAAAAGGAAGAUAUCUGAAGUGAGUAUUUUUUGUAAGCCUUUUCUGCUAAACUUUGUAACAAAGCUCCAGUUUACUAUCGGCCUCUAUCUUUUGUAGUUUAUGCAAUUUUAUGCUUCAUACAAUCAAAAUCUAGGAUGCAUUUCUCGCC
This is a messenger RNA of Olea europaea var. sylvestris, 1355 nucleotides long. RefSeq names its product 50S ribosomal protein L1, chloroplastic-like. Gene Ontology annotation, biological process: translation. NCBI's taxonomy places the organism in Eukaryota, Viridiplantae, Streptophyta, Magnoliopsida, Lamiales, Oleaceae. The record is from RefSeq and is a predicted model, not a curated record. Bases 78 to 1133 code for a protein of 351 amino acids. Gene Ontology annotation, molecular function: structural constituent of ribosome; RNA binding. Gene Ontology annotation, cellular component: large ribosomal subunit. The transcript has 7 exons.